AUGAACUUGUUUAAUAGUACGAUACGAGAAGAAGCAUCGGCCUCAUCUUAUCACAACCAACAACAUAAACGGCCUAGCAGCAGUACGGAGCUUAUGUUGAUGGAUUCAUCUACUUCUGAUGCAAUGAUUGAAAGAGAACAUAUGUUCGAUAAGGUAGUUACUCCUAGUGAUGUUGGUAAGCUUAAUCGCUUAGUCAUACCCAAACAACACGCGGAGAAGUAUUUCCCUCUCGAUUCAUCUAGUAACGAUAAGGGGGGAUUACUAUUGAAUUUUGAAGAUAGUAAUGGGAAGCCAUGGAGGUUUAGGUAUUCGUAUUGGAAUAGUAGUCAGAGUUAUGUAAUGACUAAAGGAUGGAGCCGUUUUGUGAAGGAGAAGAAACUUGAUGCUGGUGAUAUUGUUUCAUUUCAGCGUGGAGCUGGUGAGUUGUCCAAGCAUCGUCUUUUUAUUGACUGGCGUCGUCGUCCUCAUGAAAACAUAAACAAUCAAUUUAUGAUACCGCACCAAUUUUCUGAUGGGCGGAUCUUUCCUUUACAGUCUUACCCAACAACAUUUUCGCGUAAUUUGCUGGUGGAAGGAGGAAGUAAUUAUUAUAAUCCUUCACAUAGCUAUUACAUGUAUGGAAUUGGUAAUUCCAGUACUAGUCCUUACUAUAGUUUCAACAACAAUACUAGUGUGGCGGUAAAUGCAAUACCUUUCGAUAAUAAUCUGAUGAAAUCAACUGCUCCUCAAGGUUAUACUAGCGUUGUGGAGCCAAGGGUGUUCAAUUCGGUACCAGUGGUUCAAGGUAAAGUGACAGCAAAGCGAUUCAGGCUGUUUGGAGUAAAUAUGGACUACCCAAUGCCCUCUGAAGAAUCAUCGGAAAAAGGCAAGUCAUCCAUGUCCUUUGAUUUGGAUAUCUGA
Solanum verrucosum is the source of this 900-nucleotide messenger RNA. Its product is annotated as B3 domain-containing transcription factor NGA3-like. Gene Ontology annotation, molecular function: DNA-binding transcription factor activity; DNA binding. The transcript has a single exon. Lineage: Eukaryota; Viridiplantae; Streptophyta; Magnoliopsida; Solanales; Solanaceae. The record is from RefSeq and is a predicted model, not a curated record. Bases 1 to 900 code for a protein of 299 amino acids.